Molecule: messenger RNA, 3440 nt
Organism: Chelonus insularis
Lineage: Eukaryota; Metazoa; Arthropoda; Insecta; Hymenoptera; Braconidae
Product: protein FAN-like
Exons: 16
Coding region: 315-2993 (892 amino acids)
Molecular function (GO): protein binding
Source: RefSeq, a predicted model, not a curated record
ACUUAGCGAAUUGAGAUUUUUACAAAGAUAGUUAUUUAACAAUGAUUUUUUAUACAAUAAAUUACUAAUAUUUGAAAAUAAGCGCUCUGUGUACGUACUCGAAUAUACAGUUUCAUAACCUUGACGGUUUGACAUGAACUUCAGUUAUUUUUUCCUCGUCGGGUGGUCCACUCGUCAAUAUUAUUAUAUUAUUAUAAAUAUAAUUAUACUAUUUUUUGCAUUAAAAUAAACAUUACUUUAAUAUAAUUUUAAUUGGUAAAAUGAAUUAAUAAAUAUUUAUUUAAAUAUUUCCUUGUAAAAUCCAUAUCGUAAAUAUGGAGAAAGAAAGAUUUACUAUGCUCCUGUUAGAACCAGGAGAAAUAUUCUUUGAAGAUUAUAGUGUAAAAAUGAAGUCAAAUAAUUCAACAGAAAAUAAUUCAUCAAAUGAUUGGAUGGAUGGAAGAUUGAAACUUUGCUCGAAAUCUCUAGUCUUUGUUAACAAAGAUAUCAAUGAGCCACUAAUUAAAUUUCAAAUGAAAGAAAUCAUAUCAGUCGAAAGUGUUAAAAAUAAAGAUGAUUCAGGGAAGGUUUUAUCUGUUACGUGUAAACAGUAUGCUGAAAUGCUAAAAGCUAAUCGAUUAGAACCCUAUAAAUUUGUACAUAAAAGUGCCCACUUUUUAGUAUCUUUUAAUUAUGCCAAUCCAGAUGACUGUCUUCCACAUAUCAUGCAGCUUUUAAGAGCAUCUACUCUUCCAACUGCUGAACAAAAUGCAAUGAUUAUGACAAUCGUUCAUUCGAGACAGUCGAGAUUCUCAUUUGACACAUCUUGGUUGGAAGAUUUAUAUGAACAGGUAGUUUGCGAAGUUCAAGCAAGUAAAGUACUUCCUUUAAUUAUAAAUCCAGGAAGAGUGUUAUUAACAAAUUCUAGAAUUUAUUUUCAACCUUAUAACAAUUUAGAUCAGCACCCAGUUUUGAAGAUAAACCUUCGAAAUGUGAAAAAUAUUCAAAAAAGAAGAUUUUUAUUACGUCAAAUCGGUUUAGAAAUAAAAUGGAUAAAGCAGCCGGAAAAUAAAACAGAAUAUUUAUUUUUGUCAGUAAAAACUCCAGAAGACCGAGAUAAACUUUAUGAGUGUAUAAUUAGUCAAAAAGAUCUUCAAUUGGAGACAGUACCACAAAAUCAAAUGACAAUACUUUGGCAAAAUAGAGCUUUAUCAAAUUACGAUUAUCUAUUAUACAUUAACAGUUUAGCUGAUAGAACUUUUCAUGAUUUAACACAAUAUCCAGUAAUGCCAUGGAUUAUUCAGGAUUAUACAUCAUCAACGCUUGAUCUUGAUGAUCCUAAUGUAUAUAGAGAUCUUUCUAAACCAAUUGGUGCCUUAGAACCGAAUAGAUUGGAACGUCUUAAGGAAAGAUAUGAAGAGAUGACAGAAAAAAAAUUUCUUUACGGAUCACACUACAGUGCUCCAGGAUUUGUGUUAUUUUAUUUGGUCCGAAAAUAUCCACAAUACAUGCUCUGUCUUCAGAAUGGUAGAUUUGAUCAUCCAGAUAGGAUGUUUAAUAAUGUAGCGGACGUGUGGAAAAAUGUAUUGGCAAAUAUGUCUGACUUUAAAGAACUAGUCCCAGAAUUUUAUGAUCCUACGAAUGGUGGUGAUUUCCUUACGAAUAAUUUUGGAAUUGAUUUCGGAUAUCGAUAUGAUGGGACUAAAGUUGGUGAUGUUUUUUUGCCACCAUGGGCAGAAGGACCUGCAGAUUUUGUACAAAAAUUAAGAAAUGCCUUGGAAAGUGACUGGGUGUCUCAAAAUCUUCAUCACUGGAUUGAUUUAAUAUUUGGAUAUAAACAAAGAGGAAAAGAGGCGGAAAAAGCGGAUAACGUAUUUUUUUAUCUGUGUUAUGAAGGAGCUGUUGAUUUAGAUACAAUUCAAGAUAUUAAUGACCGACAUGGUUUAGAAGUUCAAAUUAUGGAAUUUGGUCAAAUUCCUAAACAAAUUUUCACUUUACCUCAUCCAAAACGACUUAUGCCGGCUGUGAAUUUAAUGAAUGAAACAUUACUAAAUUCUCAAUCAAAUACUAUUAAUGAAAAUGAAGAAGAAGAAGAAGGUGAAUUUGCCCUGAGACAAUAUUUCGUAUUUCCGUCCCAUAAGGAAUCAAUAUUACACAUCACACCCAUGAAUAAUACUGGAAAUGAAAUUGCAUCUGUUGGUCAUGAUGGAAUAUUAAAAAUCUAUUCUUUGCAAACCAAGAAAUUGACUCGAAGCAUAUCAUUAUCAAAUUUACCUUUGUCUUCGUGUAUAUUUUAUAAGACAAAAACUGGACAAAAUAUUUUACUUGUAGGUUCGUGGGAUGAUACUUUGAUUUUUUAUGAUGUAGAAUUUGGAAGAAUAGUGGAUGUAUUAACAGGACAUGAAGAUGCGGUUUCAUGUUUAGCUUGGAGCCCUUCUAAAAAUAUUGUAAUGUCUGGGUCUUGGGAUUGUACAGUGAAAAUAUGGCAUUUUCAUGAAUCUGGUUCAAAAAUAAAACCGCAGGAAUGUUUAAUUGCCCAACUUGAUCAUGACUCUAAAGUCACGUGCCUUAGCAUUUCAAGUGAUGAAAAAUUAUUAGUAUCAGGUACGGACGAUGGUGAAAUAUUUGUAUGGAACAUGAAUAAUUAUGAUAUAUAUUUUACAGCAAAAGGACAUUCAGGAAAAAUAAAUGCAAUAUUAUUCGACCUAGAAAGUAAAAAUAUCAUUUCCUGUGCCAGUGAUAAAUUGAUAAACAUAUUCGAUGUCCAAACCACUACAAAAAUAUAUAGUACAUCAUUAGAGGAAGAGCCAUUGACAUUAAGCUGGAGUGGAUCGUUAUUACUUGUUGGAGAUAGUCAGGGAAAUCUCACAGUAUGGGACUCGUAUGGAGCUAAUUUCCGGUCGAAAGAACACUGUCAUGAGGGGCCUUUGACAGCAAUGAUCGUCACAGCAAAUAAUAAAUAUGUGAUAACAGGUGGCAAUGAUAAAAAAAUCAUUGUUUGGAACUGUCACUAGUGAUUAAAAAUACAAUUAUCUAUGUAAAAAAUGAAAGACAUGCCAAAUUUAAUAUCAUUCCCUAUUUUCUAUAUAAAGUAUAUUUGAUUGAAUUAUUGGACGAUGACUUAUAUAAGUUUUGUUUAACAAAUAAAUAUAUAAUGAUCUUUAAUUAAAUAUAUUAACAAUCUCAUCAGAGUAAAAUUUUAAAAAUGAAGUCUUAAUUUUACAAUUUGCUAUCUAUACAGGUACAAUAUUUCAGUAUUUGAUUAAAAAAAUGGUAGUUUUUUUAACUGUUCAUAAGUGAUAAAAAAGAUUACAUUCCAUGGGCCCAUUCUGAGAAAUGAUGGCACGAAACCUUUAUACAACGCAGAUACACCUUCUGUUUUAAUUGUCUAAAAUGUUAGAGUUUUUAAAUGAAUCAGUUGUUCUGAACAAAUAAAUUUUAAUAUACUUACUUGAAAAAAA